AUGAAACAGCUAGAGGCAGAAGUAGUGGAACGUAAUGCAUGGAGAGUGGCCCAGAAUUUUGUGUCAAGAAUCGAUGGCGAGCCUGGACCAGCUGAUGACUGUAUGAAGGCAUUUGUUACUAAUCGUAAAGAGCAGCAGUUCUUUUUCAGUACCGAAUAUAUUCAGCAAUACAAUGCUGCAAUGUCAGAGGCGAGAAAAGUAAAAGUCCCAGGACACAACUAUUUCAAAAAAUUAGAUGACUUCAUAGAAUCGUGUAUGAUUACUGGAGAAAUAUUUCACGAGUACUGUGAAAAUGAGUCAGUGGAUCCCACCCCUCGUCCAGUUCCAGACAUCAACAAACUUCCAAAGUAUCACUGUCUGCCUAAUGCAGAAACACCCAUCACAAAUACAGACGACAGUAAGAGAAGAGAAGUUGAUGAUUAUCACGCAAGAGCACGUAUGAAAUCAAUAUCGAGGAUCUUUUGCAACAGAUAUAUUGUUGAAGAAAGUCUUGUGAAAAAAUACCUAGAACAUUUAAAUCAUUUAGAGAUGAUGAGUGAUAAGAGAAAAAUGGAAAAGAAAAAAAACAAUUUGAAAGAGAACACAAUGUCUUAUUAGGAAUUUGACUAGAUGGAAAUGCUGAACACGUGCAAAACAGCAUGUAUGUGCUCUGGACGAAUACAUCCAUAAACAUAAUUUGCUUGUAGUGAAAGGUAAUUAAAAACAAGCCCCAGAAAGUCAAUGCUAUUAUGGAUCACGUACGGUCAUUG
Messenger RNA from Porites lobata, 749 nucleotides. Lineage: Eukaryota; Metazoa; Cnidaria; Anthozoa; Scleractinia; Poritidae. The record is from the annotation of a GenBank genome assembly.